Messenger RNA from Aphidius gifuensis, 1572 nucleotides. RefSeq lists its product as uncharacterized. The coding region runs from base 44 to 955 and encodes 303 amino acids. The transcript is spliced from 5 exons. Lineage: Eukaryota; Metazoa; Arthropoda; Insecta; Hymenoptera; Braconidae. The record is from RefSeq and is a predicted model, not a curated record.
UUUCAACAUUCAGUUUGUAUAAGAAACUAAAGCAAGCAACAAUAUGGCAUUGUUAUCUAAUUCAUUUGUCGCUGUAAUUUACGCGAUAAUUUAUUUUAAUAGUUUUGCUAGUGCAGAAGAAUGCGAUAAAACUAAAUGUCCAGGUCCACUAGCAUAUUAUAAGGCACUUGAUUGUAAGCCAAUUUAUCAACAGACAGGUGAUUGUUGUGCUUACAAAUAUGACUGUGAUCAUUUAAAAAAUCAAAAAAAUGAUAAGUGUUACGUCAAUGGACAUGAAUAUAAUAUUGGAGAUAAACUUAAAGACGAAGAUGCAAAUCCAUGUGAUAUUGGAUGCUCAUGUAGAGUUGGACACGAUGGUAUCGCUACAUUUAAUUGCGCCGUAGUCGAUUGUUUUCACGGACCUAUAAAACCUGGAUGCUAUCUAAAAAAUUCACCAUUAAACUGUUGUCCUGGUGAAGAAGUGUGUCGUAAGUCAUCUACUAUGAUUUAUAAAGAUGGUGAAUAUUUUCAAAUAGAUGACAAUGAUAAAAAUUGCGUUUGUCAACCAGAAUAUAAAGGAGAAAAUAUCGAGCCAUUUUGUGCUUCACCAAAACGUCCUUAUUGCGAUCCCCAAUUUCGUCAUGCCGGUGAUGUUAAAAAUAAUUGUGUACCUGUCUAUUAUUCCACUCAAAGUCCACAAAGCUCUUGUAGCGUUUUUUCUCGAUGCCAGAAUAAAAACGACACAAUAAUAAAAAAUAAACAGCCAAAAGAAAAUACUGGCGAUAAUUCAAAUGAUUUAAAAUGUAAUUUUGGUAAUAUGACACUUGACUUGGGUGAUAGUUUAAAUCAAGCAACAGAUUAUAACUCUGUUUGUGUCAAGUGUAUUUGUGAAAUACCACCAGUGUUAACUUGUCAACGUCUUCCUGAUGAAGAAUGUGAUAUUACUAAGCAUCCACCUUUUCAUUCUCAAUUUUAACAAUUUACGAAAAACAAUAAAACUAAAAAUGAAUAAAUAAAUAAAUAUCACAUUACCUUUUAUCAGAAUUACAACAGCAUUAUUCAAAGUUCCAGACGACAAAUUAAUAAACAUUAUAAUUAACUGAAAAAGUACGUUGAUUUUAGCACUUCACUUAAAUUGAAAUGACCCUUUUUCGGUAUUUUUGUUAAUAAAGCAUGAAGAAGUUGGUCUUCCCUUGAAGCUUUUCGUUCCAUUAAUAUUUUUGUAAGAUCCAUAUUAUUUUGAUUUUGUUUAUCAUCAUUUGAUGGACUGUAAUGAAAUAUUAAAAAUUUAUAAUAAACUGAGAAUAAAAAAUAAAAUUAAUUAUAAAAUAACUUACGUUUCACUAGGCAAAUAAGUAUUUACAAAACUUUGAGAAAGAUUUUCGAGAAUUGGUUGAGAAUGAAGAGCUACAAAUUGUUCUCUACAUAUUUUAUUCAUAAUUUCAACAGUGCAAGGAUGAGUCCAGUAACAAUCAUGAACAGAUACAAAUGUUAUUCCAGCUUUUUCACAGUGUAAACUUGUAAGCAUCAUAUGACAAGAAUCCAAUGAAUGAAUAAAAUUUGGUGCAAAUGCACUUUUUUGUUUAGAUAUAU